AUGCGGAAGCAAGGAAUGCUCAGCUGUCAAGAGAUCUUGAGACGGCUCGAGCUGACGCGGAAGAGACUCGAGCGAGACUCCUGCAGCAGCGAGAGGAAGAUCGAGGGAGACCAAUUGCUUUGCGACAACCUGAGGUUUCCAAUGAUCCACUACGCUAUGGAGAAUUCCCAAGUCCCGGUGGGUCACUGGGUGAUCCGCAACCACUACCUGGAGGUGCUGCUGAUCCAUCAGGCUAUAGAGGGCAAUUGGGGGCUCCGCGACCACUACGUGAAGGUGAUACUGUUCCGUUGGGUCUCGGUGUACAAAGUAGAGUUCAAGCAAGUGCUCUACAGCACAGCAGCAACAACCGAGGACCACGGCGGCUCCAUCGGCGACGCCCUUGACGGAGCAGGAACCGCGACCUUGGCAGAGCUUCCGGAUGUCAGUGGAGGAUCUCAGUCAGCGCUUCUGUUUCAGGACUGGAUUGAAGUGGCGUCUUCUGUGAUGGGGGAUGUUUCGGAGCAGUCAGGUGCCUGGUGGAGGUCGGUGAUGCUUCUUGUGGAGAGUGCCUAUGUGAGAUGGUUGAAUGCUACACCGUUGGAGCGUUUGUCAAUAGGCCCAGAGGGAACUGAAGAUCUUGUUGGUUCUCGGUGGGCGCGGCUCAAUGCUCGCGUAACCUCAAUGUUGCUGGCAGCGAUGAGUGCGGAACUGAAGGCGGAUAUGCUGUCGCAGCGGAUCAGCCAGAAUGCUCCCAAGAUGGUUUUCCGGUUGUUUACAUGGUAUCAACCUGGGGGUCAGCUGAAAGGACGCCUUGAAGGAGAUCCGUGGAUGGCCAAGAUGGCUAGCGAGAUGUUCCAAUAUGGGGAUGGUCCCACCGGACUCGGCUUUCAGGACGGCAAUGUUGAGAACCACACUUCGGUUGGAUGGUCAGCCGUCACUGGAACAGGUGCGCUCCUACCAGCGAAGUGCCUGAGGUGCGGGAGUGAAGCUCAUCGUGCUAAGGACUGCAAUGUGGGGAAGAGUGCUCCAAAAGGAAGCCCAACGACACCAGCCGCACGGCAAGGAGAGCCAGUAGGCGGAAGGGAACCAGGCGUUUCUUCGGUGAGCACAGCGUCUUCUACCAUGAACGGCGGAGAUGUCCCAAUACAGGGAGUUCCAUGGACCAUGGAGAGCUUGAUGCAAGCGGCCCAGCAGGUGAUCCAGAACCACGUGGUGCCAGCGUCGGGGGAUUCGUCUCCUGAGAAGACCAAGCCUCAGCUCCGAGUUCUUUCUAUCCGGGACAUCAGAGUUUCGUCGGUGAACGACUCAACCUCAACCUUGCUGGACUCAGGAGCAACUCACUGCUUGCGAAGUGCUGUGGACAAUCGGGAGUGGGAGGAGGCGGAAGAGGUCCUGGUGAGGCUUGCAGCAGACAGGACACUGGGCUACACCCUGACUUGGUCACCUCAGGGAUGCAAGUUGCGUGAUGAGUCGGGUGUGGAGCGGAACCUGAAGGUCUCUGGAGGUUGUCCCCUACUACAAGAAGCGGAGGCUUUGGCGAUGAUCUCAAGGCUCGAGGACAAGAAGCGAGAGCUACUAGAAAACCAAGCGGUGGCUACUAUGGACAUGGUCUCGCUAGCAGCCGUGAAGAUGGAGAUGUCGUGGAGGAAUCACUUGGAGGAUUACAUCACCAAGGGCUCCCUGGAGGCCGGGCUACGGGCAUUGAGAGACACUCCGUUCCUACAGGAUGUUCCGGGCGAGUGUGUUGAUGGAUUGGUUCAGCCGGGACUUCACCAAAAGGGAUGGAAGGUGAUGAAGGACGUUGACUUUCUCACGAGGCCACAGAAAAGAUACCUUUGGGGAGCGCGCAAGUGGAUUGUACAUCUAUGUGCGGGGAAUCCAGGUCACUAUGAGUUCUUCCGGCUUGAUGAUGGCCACACAGCAGUGUUGGAGGUGGACUUGGACCGAUGCCGAGGUCAAGAUGUGAUGAGAACUUCUACGUGGAAACUCCUCCUUUGGGGCGCGGUCACGGGGAGAAUAGACUCCAUCGUGGGAGGACCACCAGGUCGAGGCGCCUACCUCAACCACGUGAACAAGCACGAGGCCAAGGACUUGAAGAGUUUGUCCGUGAUCACGAGGAUGUUGUGGCUGUAUACGGUGGCCACGACUGCUCGGGAGGCGUGUUAG
Messenger RNA from Symbiodinium sp. CCMP2592, 2145 nucleotides. The record is from the annotation of a GenBank genome assembly. Lineage: Eukaryota; Dinophyceae; Suessiales; Symbiodiniaceae.